AUGGCGCCCUCUGCAGCCGUUGAUCUGCUCCCUACUUCGUCAAUCCCGGCUUCUACCAAGUCGCAAGCUGUCAACGCCAUGUCGGCGAUGGCUCACCGAGGCAAAGCCCUCCCGUUGAUCCCGAAAUUUGCCUCCCAUGCUGAGACGCGCCAGUGGCAGCUGGAACACAUGGCCGGGGCCUUCCGCGUCUUUGCUAGCGAGGGGUAUGCAGAGGGUAUCUCAGGGCACAUCAGUGUGAGAGAUCCGGAAUACGAAGAUCGAUUCUGGAUCAAUCCCUUGGGCGUCCACUUUGGGAUGCUAAAGGCUAGCGACAUGAUAUGUGUCGAUCUGGAUGGUGAGGUUACCGGCGGCAACAUUGCUGGCUCGAUCAACGCUGCUGGAUUCCAGAUCCACAGCGCUGUGCAUCGUGCCCGGCCUGACGUCCAUGCCAUCUGUCAUACGCACUCUGUUUAUGGACGGGCAUGGUCGGCCUUCUCGAAGCCGCUCGAGAUGCUGAACCAAGACGUUUGCUACUUUUAUAAUGCGCACUCGGUCUACACCGACUAUGGUGGUAUUGCCAACGAGGCCUCGGAGGGCCAGAAGAUUGCCGCCAGUCUGGGGACAGGGAAAGCUGUCAUUCUGCUGAACCAUGGGCUUUUGACUGUGGGCCAGACGGUUGAUGAGGCAGCGUUUCUGUUCUGUUUGAUGGAGAGGAGCUGCAAGGUACAGCUCGCAGUCGAGGCUGCCGGGCUCGAGAAGCACCUUGUGCCCGACGAGGAGGCAGAUUACAACUUUAAGAUGGCAAGCACUCCGCCUCAUCUUAAGUACGAAGAACACAAGUGCCGAGGGGACUACAAGGCCUAG
Colletotrichum spaethianum is the source of this 843-nucleotide messenger RNA. RefSeq names its product meiotically up-regulated gene 14 protein. The coding region runs from base 1 to 843 and encodes 280 amino acids. The record is from RefSeq and is a predicted model, not a curated record. NCBI's taxonomy places the organism in Eukaryota, Fungi, Ascomycota, Sordariomycetes, Glomerellales, Glomerellaceae. Gene Ontology annotation, molecular function: actin filament binding. The transcript is spliced from 2 exons. Gene Ontology annotation, cellular component: cytoskeleton.